AUGGGGGAUCCUAUGGACGAUCCAACUCUAUACCUCAACACGGUUGGCGCUUUGCAAUAUGCCACAUUAACUCGCCCAGAUAUCCAAUUUGCGGUCAACAAAGUAUGUCAAUACAUGCAACGACCAACCAUCGAGCAUUGGGCCAUCGUCAAGAGAAUUCUUCGCUAUCUCAAAGGGACGCUGUCAUAUGGUGUUCAUUUUGAUCGGCGGUCACCUCUUACUCUUAGUGCUUUCUCCGAUGCUGACUGGGCCGGCUGUCAUGAUGAUCGUAAGUCCCAGGGUGGUUUUGCAAUUUUUCUAGGCACCAACUUGGUUUCUUGGAGCUCCCGUAAACAAGCAACUGUGGCAUGCUCUAGCACUGAAUCUGAGUACCGUGCUCUUGCUAACGCAGCUGCAGAACUCACAUGA
This is a messenger RNA of Telopea speciosissima, 408 nucleotides long. RefSeq lists its product as uncharacterized. Bases 1 to 408 code for a protein of 135 amino acids. The record is from RefSeq and is a predicted model, not a curated record. The transcript has a single exon. NCBI's taxonomy places the organism in Eukaryota, Viridiplantae, Streptophyta, Magnoliopsida, Proteales, Proteaceae.